Messenger RNA from Neodiprion virginianus, 2633 nucleotides. It is a transcript of the gene Oda, whose product is annotated as ornithine decarboxylase antizyme 1. Gene Ontology annotation, molecular function: ornithine decarboxylase inhibitor activity. Gene Ontology annotation, biological process: positive regulation of protein catabolic process. Gene Ontology annotation, cellular component: nucleus; cytoplasm. The record is from RefSeq and is a predicted model, not a curated record. NCBI's taxonomy places the organism in Eukaryota, Metazoa, Arthropoda, Insecta, Hymenoptera, Diprionidae.
GGGGAGAUUUUCCACAUUGCUCCAAAUCGCACGUACGCUCAACAGCGCAGCAAGCAAGAAAAGUAUUAGCUCAGUGUCUCCAGAAGAAAACAAAAUUCUGCUCGACGCAGUUAAACUAAAUCCGCCAAGAUUUUACGAAAGAAGAAGUAUGAGUAUUAGAGCCAGUCAGGCGUUGAGUAAUUUUGAACGUAGUAAAAACGAAGACAUCAUGCCAAGUUUAAUUUCCAGUAAUUGCGGGAUGUCGAGCAAAUACAUCGAGGAAGGCAUGUAUGAGGGAAUGCGCCAACAGCAGCAGCACUACUGUAUAACGCUGGGCGUGGGGCCUCUGUGGUGGUCCGAUGCGCCCCAUGCCGCCUUGUCUGUCUCAACAGUCAACACAGAGAGCCGCGGCGUGGGGAUUAAGCAGAGUCAGCUCUCUGUGAGCUCCCAAAUUGUUCAAGAGAAUGAACUAUUAAAUGAAUUGAAGAAUCAGGAAUCAUUGCGUAUAACAUUCGCACUCCAAUUGACCGAAAGCACUUGUGUUAAGUGGGAAACAGUUGUGUGGAAGGGUUGUCUCUACAUCCAAGUUCCUAGCUGUCUCCUUCCGGAGGGUUCGAAAGAGGGAUUUGUUUCUCUUCUCGAAUAUGCGGAAGAAACUCUCCACUGCACCAAUGUUGUUGUUUGCCUGAGGAAGGAUCGCACCGAUCGAGCUAUGCUUGUUCGAACCUUCAUGUUCCUCGGCUUCACAGUCUUACCACCAACCCAUGCACUCGUGCCACCCGGCAAUGAUUCUGGCAAUCUUUACAUGCUCUAUGCUAUCGAGUAAUCUACCAACUACGUGACUUCACUUUUAAAUCUAACUCAGAGGUACCAGUUUUAUACGUUAAAGAUAAGGCAUAUAGGAGUCAAUUGCAGGGAAUUGAAAAGAGAAACAAUAAAAUUCGUUAUAAUUUGUCAUAUUAAUGUUUUUUGUUUGCUGCCCGCGCCAUAUGCUGCAAUUUUCUUAAUAUUUCCAGAAAAUUGCUAAGCAGCAAUUUGAGUUUUAUUCGUUAUUUCGAUGUGAAAUUGUUCAGCUAUGGAAAGCUGGUGAAUGUUCAAUUAUUAUUGUAGCCUUCUACCAACAUAUAUACUGUUACCUAUGAGUUAAGUUUAAGAAAUUGAAGUAUACAACAAAGAUAGUCAUGCUUAGAGCUUAAAAUAUAGACAUUUAAUAAAUUGUUAAAUUAUCAUUCUCUUGAACAAUUUUAAUAAUGAUAAAACAUCCAAUUAUUACACGCUCACAAAAUAUCCCACGUCUUGAAUGCUGCUUGAACACUUGACCAUUUUUAUUUCACAUGUUGUAUAACAUCAUAGAAACUUUAUGGUAAGAUUGACGAGCUAGCAGUAUUAAAUUUAUUAUUGAUUAAACUUUGCGUUAAUCGUGACAGGUUGGGAGUUAUUAUAAUUUAUCAUUUCAUCCAAUAUUAAUAUAAUUUUAUUAUUAUACUAAUAAUCAUAUAUUAUAUAUUACUAUUAUUGUUAUUGUUAUACUUGCGUGUAAGUGAACAAGAUAAUAUGCAUUAGCUACUUCAACAUUUUUCAGCUAACAAGAAUCAAAUUGCAAUAUUUAACAACUUUUCACUGGUUCUGAGGAAGUGAUCAAAAUGACAUAUUCACCACAUUUUUUAACAACAUAGUCGGCUAAUCAGUGAAAAUAUACCAAUACUUGCACUUUGCUCUUUACUCUGAUGAAUGAUUACUAAUUUUCAAAUAUGUCGCACAAUUUUUGUGAUCUUAGCAAUCAACAUGUUUCAAAUAACGUAUUUGCGAGUGUUGAAUUCCUGAAGGAUCCGAUUUCACUGUUUUCAGCAAAUAGCAAAUAUUUUAUCUUUGUGCAAAGACGUAUGUAAAGCCAUUCCUGACUUCAUUGAAUAUUACUUGGUAAGCCUUUUGGUAUAUGCAAUCAAUCGAUAACCUGCGUAUGGAUCACCAGAAAGUGAUGCCAUCUUACGAUUUGUAUUAGAUGUAAAGCAUAUUCUAAUAUAUAUCUCCAGAACUCAUUGCAAUGAUUCUAUGUUGCGAACACUGCAAGCAUAUUGUUGAGUAUUUUAUUCAUUCUACGUAUUAGUUUAUAAUUAAUUUUAUUAUAAUUAAUCAACUUUAUUUUAGAUUUUAAGUAUGAUUAUUUGAUAACUCCCAAUGCAUUAACGCUUAAAGAAUUCUUGAUAAUGAAUACGCCUCAAAAGUUGAACUGGCGCAGACAAGUAAAAAAAAAAUUAUGCAUAAAAAAAAAGUAAAAAAAAUUUGCAAAAUAUAAAAAAAUAAAAACAAAAGAUAUUCAAUUAAUUAGUUGCCUGUAGGUAAAUUGAAUCGCUGGGCCGUUUUGUGUAAAAUCCAACUUUCUGUUUUUCAUAGAUGUUCCAAGUAUAUACGUGUAUACAUUACUGAUUACAGUUUUUUGGUAAAAGAAGAGAUAAUAUAAACCAUUCAUUUCAAUCUAAUAUGAAGAUAAAAAGAAAGAGUAGAUUUUAUGCAAUGCGGACCAUCGUAUUUAGUAUUAUGAUAACAUGAUAUUAUAUACAUACAUAUACAUGAUCACUCUAAAUCUUAUUAUGCUACAUUUAAUAUUCAUACUUGAAAAGUGAUUGCUAAAUAAAAAUCAAAUAAAACUUUAA